CACAUGAGUUUUUUCGUGACGUCGUAGCGCUGCUGGGCACCGUCGUUUCGAACAUGGCCGCGGCGGAAUGCGGAGCGGACGGCACCUCGGCGGACCUGUUGAAAACGCCGGUGUCGUCGGACGAGGCCGUCGGCGCGAACGAGAGGGAUAACAACUCCGGCGAUCCGUUGCAGACGCCGUGGACCUUCUGGCUCGACAAAGCCAUUCCCGGCACAACCACCGAGGAAUACAAAAAUAACCUGCAGAAGAUCUAUACCGUAAACACCAUACAAACUUUCUGGGCGGUCUUCAAUAACAUACCAAAUGCGGGGGCUAUGCAGGUCAAAUACAGUUACCAUUUAAUGAGAGACAACAGAUACCCUUUGUGGGAAGACAAACUGAAUCAAAAGGGCGGUACCUGGAGAUUAAAGUGCCAUAAAUAUGAUACCGAGCGCGUGUGGAAAGAGGUGGUGCUCGCAGCUAUCGGGGAACAGUUCGCCGACCAUCUGGCUCAGGACGACGAAAUUUGUGGGGUGACUGUGUCUAUUCGCGACCGGGAAGAUCUUAUUCAAAUUUGGAAUAUAAAUGCCGACCUAGUGUCAAAAGCCACGGUUCUACCCAAAGUUCACUCUCUGAUGCCUAACGUAAACUUCCUGGGCGAGUUUUACAAGUCUCACAAAUCCCAUCACGCGUACAACAGACGUUAAAUUUACGGCAACAUUGUGAUGAAGAGUAUAUUGAGUCGUUAAAUAUAUUAUAUAAGAUUGUGAGAGACAAUAAAACGAACAUAUGCGAUCUAUGACAAAUGUUCGCAUCGGGUAAUACGAACUAAAAAGGAAAACUCAGAGCACAAAGGAAUAUAUUGUAGGGAGAAGGAGAGAGUUGUCAUAUAAAUAUAUAUAUAAUGUGUUUUAAAAGUUUGUUACUUGUGAACUUUGUUUAAAUGCGCGUUCGACGCGCCGUUUACACGCCGGAUUCGAUGCUCGGAAUCGAAUUGCUGUUGUAACCAAUUUUACAAACGUGAAAUAUAUUUUUAUAUUUACUAUU
Molecule: messenger RNA, 1026 nt
Organism: Vollenhovia emeryi
Lineage: Eukaryota; Metazoa; Arthropoda; Insecta; Hymenoptera; Formicidae
Product: eukaryotic translation initiation factor 4E type 3-like
Exons: 6
Coding region: 54-686 (210 amino acids)
Biological process (GO): translational initiation
Cellular component (GO): eukaryotic translation initiation factor 4F complex
Molecular function (GO): RNA 7-methylguanosine cap binding; translation initiation factor activity
Source: RefSeq, a predicted model, not a curated record